AUGCUCUGGGCACCAUACCUCUUAUCUAUUCUCGUUGGUGCUGUAGCUGGAUCAGAGGUGGCACAGAUUAUCCCAGGAGCUUUCAUCGUUGAAUACGAGGAUGCAUCGCAAGGCUCAUCUGCUUUGAACGAUGUUGGCGCAACUAAAACGCUAGAUUUGAACUACGAAUUGUUUCAGGGCGCUGCUAUACGGUUCGAAGAUAAGAAGCCUGUAGGUGAGCGCAUCGCUCAAUUACUAGAGCAACCGGCUAUCAAAAACGUCUGGCCAAACCGACUUAUUCCUAGACCUGAUGCUAGAAUCAAUGCAGUUGCAUCCCGCACUCCAGCGGGAUCAGCAUUCGACCAGGUGGCCAGACGGUCGCAAGACAAUGACACAUUAUCGACCCAUGUCCAGACCCAAGUGGACAAGUUACGAGCAGAGGGUAUCAUUGGCGAAGGUGUGAAGAUUGCAGUCAUCGAUACUGGCAUUGAUUACACCCACCCAGCUCUUGGUGGUUGUUUCGGUCCCCAUUGCUUAGUCGUUGGUGGUUAUGAUCUCGUUGGAGAUGACUACAAUGGAGAUAAUACUCCCGUUCCCGAUGAUGACCCAUCAGACCAGUGUAGCGGACAUGGUACGCAUGUUGCUGGUAUCAUCGCUGCCCGGCCUAAUGAACUCGGUUUUACAGGGGCUGCUCCUGGUGUUAAGCUAGCAGCCUACCGCAUAUUUGGUUGCAGAGGUCUUGCCACGACCGAAGUCAUGAUUGCUGCCUUUUUGCGCGCCCAACAGGAUGAUGCUAACAUCAUUACUGCUUCUUUUGGGUAUUACAAUGGAUGGAGUAAUGAAGCGCUAAACGCUGUUACUACUCGGAUCGUGGCUAAAGGUGUGAUUAUCACUGCCUCUGCUGGGAACGAUGGUGCAAACGGGCUGUUUUACGCAUUCAACCCAGCAUCAGGCAACGGCGUUGCUUCUAUCGCGUCCUUCGACAACACCGUAACGCCUGUUGUGUUGAGUAGAGCUUCCUAUUCAGUAUCAGGUGACGCGAAACAAAGUUUCGACUUUUCGAUCGGCUUGCCGCGCGACUGGACAGGCGUCAAGUUUCCACUCUGGACUCCAUCAUUCAAUACUAGCGAGGCCGACCAAGGAUGCAAUCCUUUCCCUAGUACAACGCCAGACCUAUCAGAAAAGGUCGUCCUGAUCCGUCGUGGCACCUGUUUCUUCGAUGACAAAGUGCAAAACGCAGUGGCCCAUGGGGCCAAAUAUAUCGUGUUCUACAACAAUGUUCCCGGAUACCGUUUUCUUGUCCUGGAAAAUUACAACCUAACAGCCACUGGUAUGGUUUCAUCCACACAAGGCGCUACUUGGGUGAGAGAUCUGGCCGCUGGAAAGGUUGUUACAUUGGAUAUUCCCAACGUAAACAGGCUCCCAGUCACACCUUUUCAUAGCUCCAACAAUAUUACGGGUGGAUUUGUGAGCGCUUUGUCGAAUUGGGGCCCUACAUGGGAGGCAGGUGUAAAACCUACAUUUGGCACACCUGGAGGGGAUAUACUGUCGACUUACCCCGUGGCUCUAGGCUCUUACACUAUCAUAUCUGGUACUUCUAUGGCCGCUCCGCUUGCUGCCGCUAUUUAUGCGCUCUUGUCGAACGUACGGAAGACUUUUGACCCUCAGGAGCUUCAAAAUGUACUUGCUGCUACUGCCAAACCCGUGCAAGCAAAUAAUGAUGGUGACAUCAGCCCAUGGCUUGCGCCAAUCGCACAACAAGGAGCUGGGUUGCUCCAGGCCUACGAUGCUGCUUACGCAACUACUGUGUUGAGCGAUUCAAGUCUUGCUUUCAAUGAUACAGUUCGACUAACCGAUAAAAACUUCACCAUUUCGAACACAGGACAAGAAGCCAUUACUUAUGAGCUGGAUGUCAUUGGAGCGGCUACCGCUUACACAUUCUCCAACAGUACGACGCCAGACCCAUACCCCGGACUUGAACUUGACGGUUCCUUUGCAACAGUGCACCUAAGCGAGUACAAAGUUACUGUCCCUGCUGGCGGCAAAUCCACGAUUUCUGUCCACGUUAUACCGCCAUCACGAGCUCCCGCUCGACUUCCAGUAUAUGGAGGCUAUAUUCGACUCAAUGGCACAAACGGCGAGAGUCUAUCUCUUCCCUACCAGGGUAUUGCAGGAGAUCUGAAUGCGCACACUGUCUUGAACACCACGACAUAUGUAUCAAGCAGCUUGAAUGAUCCCGACUAUGCGCUUGUUCUCGGUGAUAACUUGAAUUUCUUAUUUCCGCAAAUCAACAUCACGGACAUUGCGAACAUCACCGAUGCUCUUCCAGUCGCUGCUAUUAAGCCGGUCUUUGGCAGCCCACGUAUCAACAUUGAGAUAUUGUCAACAAGCAACCAUACAACUAAUCUAGGACAUGCGAUAGGUUCGCCGAAUGAAUGGACUACACGUAAACUGUAUCCCUGGACCUGGAACGGACAGUUGAACGAUGGGUCUUUUGUACCUCCAGGUAGCUACAAGUUUCGGAUCUCGGCACUGCAUUUGUUUGGAGACGUGAAUGAUACCAAGCAAUAUGACGUUUCCGAGAGUCCGUCAUUCACAAUCAAGUACAAGGGCAUUAACAACGGGACGAAUCUGAACUAG
Molecule: messenger RNA, 2619 nt
Organism: Bipolaris oryzae ATCC 44560
Lineage: Eukaryota; Fungi; Ascomycota; Dothideomycetes; Pleosporales; Pleosporaceae
Exons: 5
Coding region: 1-2619 (872 amino acids)
Biological process (GO): proteolysis
Cellular component (GO): membrane; cell wall; cytosol
Molecular function (GO): serine-type endopeptidase activity; tripeptidyl-peptidase activity
Source: RefSeq, a predicted model, not a curated record